AUGGAUCCUCGGUUCCCAAAACGAAAAUCUUCCUUCACUGGAGGCUCGGACGAUCAAUGGGUUCGACCUGAAAGGCCCGAACAAUCCGUUCCAGAAGUCUUUGAGAAAGGUCAAACACAACGAAUACGACGGCGGGCGACGGCAGAGAAUGUACUGAUGCCGAUGCAAGUCGGAGAUGAUUUUGCAUUUAAAGACUUUACAACGGCGCAAGAGUGUUCAAACAAUGCUAAUGAGAUGAUAAUGGGGCCGACAACGAAUGAGCCUAAUUUUCACAUUGCAAAGAACCAUGAGUCCAGUCCAAGUGACUAUGUGGAUAGUGCUUACGCUAGUUUGGAUAUCUCUCCAUAUUGUUCCCAUGAGUUACCGAUCAACCACUCCUUUCUACCUAGAGGCCCUCAGCUUGACAUGGUUGAUGAUUGGGGAGGCCAGCACAUCAGUUCUGAUCGAUCUGCUGCAGAGAGUUGGCAGGAGCCGUUUGAAGACCAAACCAACGCGUCAGAUCCACCUUGUGUCCAAGAAUCCUUCAGACGAUAUCCUUUACCCGAAACUGACAACCAAAUUCUCACUUCGCAGUCAGAGGCGGAUUUGGCAAAAGCUCAUUACAUUCAGCUUGAUGCUGCCUCACAAGUGGUCGAAAAAGGCUUAGGCUCAGACGUCACUUUAACACAUGCUGGCGAUUUACAACAUGAUGCACCCAACAAUGCCCUGUUUAGCCCAGUGCCUGUUUUUUCUCAGUUGGGGGCAAGUCCCUGUGGUCUCGAAGACGAGCCAUACAGCUUCCACAAAAUUACGGAGAAAUCGAGCCAAAGCUCAGACACGCAGCAGGAAUGCAGUAUAAGCCCUCAAUGUUCAGGACUGGCGGAGCUUUCAGAAGAUCAAGAUAGCUGUCUAAGCAACGAAAGUGAAGAGCAACUUUCCAGAUCACCUCAAAGUUGUAAAGAGCUUACGAUUUCUUUCGCCAAGCACCGAGUAAUGGUAUCCGUGAUGCGCUAUUUCUACAGUCUUUUCGACGAUAGAUGGGAGUCGCAGUGCAGGCAAGUUACCAGUUCUCAUGAUGAACAAGGUAGACAUCAGGUCAACGUUCAGAAAGCUACCAUCGAAAGCAGCUACCCGAAGCGCUCAGAGCAGCUUGGCGACCAAAGCGAUUCCGAAAAUGAUAACCAUCAGAAAAAAAGGCGCAAACGACGAAGGGCAAACAGUAUGACAGACUUGGGCCGUAAAACUCCAUUAUUCGCAUGCCCAUUCCACAAAUACGACUCCCAAAGGUACCGAACCAACGAAUCCAGAGGUCACCGCUAUCGUACUUGCGCUGGCCCAGGGUUUAUCUCAAUCUCCCGAUUGAAGUAA
Molecule: messenger RNA, 1347 nt
Organism: Bacidia gigantensis
Lineage: Eukaryota; Fungi; Ascomycota; Lecanoromycetes; Lecanorales; Ramalinaceae
Exons: 1
Coding region: 1-1347 (448 amino acids)
Source: RefSeq, a predicted model, not a curated record